GCAAAACAUGGCCCCUGCCAGCCGGGCUGUUGCUGUCUUGGCGCUCUCAGUACUCUACCUGUGUCGGACAAUAAUUUCCACCGAGUACUUUUCCACUCUCACUUUGUUCAACAAUGAGCUCCACAAACAGGGUUGCAGCUCGCUGUCCGAGUGGGAAGAUUACGCUGCGGACUGCGAGUCUUCCAUUUUACAGCUGGAGGACCCAGACUGUGAGGAGGGGAGCAACCCGCCCUGCGAGUCAGUUUUCUCACUUAAUGCAGAGAAGAUACUGAACCAGGCCAAGCUGUUUAUAGAGCAGAAAAAAAUCCCCUUUCCUGUAGAUAACCACAACACAAACGAAGAACUUGCUAUAUGUUAUGUCCUGAUAGGCAACGGACUUUAUGAUGAAGCCAUAAAACACUUCUCACUCUUACUACAGGGUGAUCCAGAGCUGGUUAGUGCCAUCUAUGGAAGAGGGAUAGCUUAUGGGAAGAAAAGUCUGCAGGACAUAAAGAACGCUGACUUGGCGUUGUACGAGCUCAACCGAGUCAUCGCCCUCGAGCCGAACUGGCCAGAGGUCUACGAACAGAGAGCAGAGAUCCUGUCUCCUCUGGGUCGUAUCAGUGAGGCUCUGAGUGACCUGACCAAAGCCAUCCAGCUGCAGCCUUCAGCUCGCCUCUACAGACACAGAGGAACUCUCCUCUUCAUUUCAGAGGAUUACGUGGCAGCUAUGGAGGACUUCCAGCGAUCUUUAGAGCUAAAGAAGAACCAGCCAAUCGCCAUGCUCUAUAAAGGCCUCACCUUUUUCCACAGAGGCAUGCUCAAGGAAGCCAUCGAGACAUUUAAAGAGGCGUUGAAGUUGAAGUCUGACUUUAUAGAUGCUUAUAAGAGCCUUGGACAGGCCUACAGGGAGUUGGGUGACUUUGAAUCGGCGAUGGAGAGCUUCCAGAAAGCUCUCAUGCUGAACCAGAACCACAUCCAGUCUCUCCAGCUCAGAGGCAUGAUGCUGUACCACCACGGCUCUCUGCAGGAGGCCAUCGGCAACUUCAAGAGGUGCCUUCAGUUGGAGCCCUACAACGAGGUGUGUCAGUACAUGAAGGGGUUGAGUCACGUGGCCAUGGGGCAGUUCUACGAGGGCAUCAAAGCUCAGACUAAAGUCAUGCUGAACGACCCGCUGCUGGGGCAAAAGGCCAGCUCUGAAUACCUCAAAGUGAAAUACCUCAGAGAGUACUCUCGUUACUUGCACUCCCACCUGGAUAUCCCAGUAGCAGAGUACAACGUGGACCAGGACUUACCGGGGAACUUUAAGAACCACUGGGCCAAGAACCUGCCGUUUCUAAUAGAAGACUAUGAGGAACAGCCUGGUCUGCAGCCACAUAUCAAAGACGUGUUGCCGCAGAACUUUGACAGCUACAGCACCGAAGUCCAGAAGCUGAUCUGCUCCGCCGAUCAUCUGGGCGCGCUCAUGCAAUACGACACCCCUGGUUUCUUACCAAACAAGAGGAUACACAGAGCCAUGGGGUUAGCAACGCUGGAGGUGAUGCAGGCCAUGCAUCGGACGUGGAGCAACUCUAAAGUGCGAGUUAAUGGGAAGACCAGGCAAAUGCAGUGGAGAGACAUGUUUGACAUAGCUGUCAAAUGGAGGAGGAUCGCAGAUCCAGACCAGCCAGUUCUGUGGUUAGACCAGAUGCCAGCCAGGAGCCUCAGUCGAGGCUUCAACAACCACAUCAACCUCAUCAGGGGACAGAUUAUCAACAUCAGAUACUUGGCCUAUUUUGACAACAUCCUUGACUUCAUCAAAGACAGAAUACUGGUGUACCACGGGGCAUACAACCCCAGAGGGCUCCUGGAGGUCCGCCAAGCUCUUGAAAAUGUGAAUAAAGUAGAAGAUCUGCUUCCGAUAAUGAAGCAGUUCAACAGUAAAACGAGAGAUGGCUUCACAGUCAACUCCAAGGUGCAGAGUGUGAAGGAUCCUGGAAAAGAGUACGAUGGUUUUACCAUCACCAUCACUGGAGACAGGGUGGGAAACAUGUUAUUCUCUGUGGAAACGCAGACGACAGAAGAGCGGACACAGCAGUACCAGUCAGAGAUCGAGUCCAUCUACAAAGACCUCACAGCAAAAGGAAAAGCGUUAAUGCUGUCCACCGAGCUGGGGGAUGCAGAUGCAGUGUGCAACCUGAUCCUCUCCCUGGUUUAUUACUUCUGCAACCUCAUGCCUCUCUCCAGAGGAUCCAGUGUGGUGGCCUACUCGGUGGUGAUGGGGGCGCUGAUGGCCAGCGGGAAGGAGGUCAUCGGUAAAAUUCCAAAAGGAAAGCUGGUGGACUUUGAGGCCAUGACUGCACCCAGUUCAGACAGCUUCAGCAAAACAGCAAAGAGCUGGAUGAAUUUCAAGAGUUUACCAAAUUGGUACCAGAGUCUUCCAUCUGUAGCAGAGACCUUCCCGUCCAUCAGAACGAUGAUCGAGGUCCUCAACACAGACUCGUCUUCACAUUGUCCAAAGAAGUCUUAACAAAACCUCUCCACAAGUCUGUGGAAUAAAGUCUUAAAAUGCGGAGUCUGUGCAGGCCAGAACAAAGGGAGGGUCUGCUUCUACAACCCAAACAACUCUUUUCUCUCAGAAAUUCAAUUUUUAUUUGGUUUAAACUAAAAAAGUCACCACUGAUCUAAUUUUACGUCCACAUUCUGCUUUCAUCUGUCAUUCCCCCAUCAGCCCUUUUAGCUGUCAGAGAGGAGAUGAUGCUGGAGGGGAAAUGACGGGAUGUUGUUUGGGAUGCAGAAGCGAUUCAGUCCACCUUCGCUCUUCCUCUGCAUCAUCCUCACACUGAAAAUGCCCAAAGCACAAAACCCAUCUCACCACAUCUGUCAGCAUGAGCCUCGUUGCACAGUCUGAAUUCAUCUGUCACCUUAGAUUAAAUAGAAUUAAGUUAACACACAGUCCAGCCUAUCAGCAGGGAACGGGAGAUUAAAAAGAAAAACUUCUGGGUUAUUGAAUUUCACUAAGGAUACUUCAAGUAGUCUCUUAUUUCAUUUUGUCCCUGAUCCUGAUUUUUUUUUUUUUUUGUGACCAGUAAUAUGCUGGCAUGAAACUACAAAAGAGCAUCUGUUUGAGAUUUUAGUAAAAUCAAUUCAUUAACAAAUAUUUCUGCCUCCAGCUUCCAAAAUGUUAAAAAAAAAAAUACUUGUUUUUAUUAGUUUUAAAUCUAUAAGAAAUAACUUUAAUCAAUUUCUAAACGUUUCAUUUUAAAGGUGGCUGAGAAGUUUUAGGGAACGCUGUUUAAUCUUUUUAAUUUUUUAGAUUCUCUGCAGGUUUUUAUUUUCUGUUUUAUAAGCUGCCUGAUAAAAAGUUACAAGUAAAAUAUCCUGAUCGUCCUCGAACGCCUCUGACCGCUGGGUCUUUGAGGAUUUAUUCUAGAAACAAGCUCUCUCAUGUUUCUUUUCUGUGGUCGAAGCUGAGAGCAAUAGUUUGGAAGGGCAGAUCACAUCUUUCCAGAUGUUUCAGUACAUCUUUUUUCAUGAAACUGAGUCUUGUUGAGAAAAUCUGCUUAGAUUUAACACAACUUUUUAAUUUCUCCAGAUAAAUCUGAGAUAGACAUCAUUAAAGUCUUUAUCAUUUGCUUAUAUAAGCAGGAAUGAGGAAUGGAGGCAGAAAUGUGGGUUAAAGCACAUGAAAACAGUGAAAAUAUCCCAUGAUUUGGAGGCCUUUAAGAUGAGAAAAAAGUCCCAUUAAUCCUGAUUUUUCUCAUUUAAAUACAUAAUUUCUGCUAAUUAAUACAAAGAUAAUCCCGACAUCAUUUCCUGUGUUGUGUCAUUUUCUGUCAUAAUACUCAUUUCUUUCUUUUUGCUGAGUCAUCUUAUCAACAAGUGUUUCAUUGGGCUUCAGUGAGGAGUGCACGGGAAUCUUUCAGCAUUAAACUGGAAGGAGGGACUUUUCCCAUUGUAUGAAUGUUCAACAGUCAAUAAACUGGGUGACAGUUUCAA
Messenger RNA from Melanotaenia boesemani (Boeseman's rainbowfish), 3957 nucleotides. RefSeq names its product tetratricopeptide repeat domain 13 (gene ttc13). The transcript is spliced from 23 exons. Bases 8 to 2488 code for a protein of 826 amino acids. The record is from RefSeq and is a predicted model, not a curated record. Lineage: Eukaryota; Metazoa; Chordata; Actinopteri; Atheriniformes; Melanotaeniidae. Gene Ontology annotation, molecular function: protein binding.